UUUGGGUUAAUGUUAUUACUUUAUAAAAUGCAAGUUGAUGUCUAUAAGGUGUUUCAGUUUUUCCACUUGAUUUUGGAUUUCAAUUCAUUUUCUUGUCGCAUUAAUUCAAUCAAUUAUUUAAAAAUUUAAGCGUCAACCACAUUGAUUAUUAUAAUUAAUACCGUCCAAUCAAGCCAUCCCAAGUUAAAUUUUACUCAAAUCGUUAACCUAAAACGGCCUUAAAUUGAUUUGAAGAUGUUCAAAACACUAUUACCAUGCCUGUUAUUCAUCUGUAUUGCAGAGUUUGUAUCUAUGCAGUCAACUAAAUCUGUUGAUCUUGAGUCUGGCGAACCCAUCCAAUUGAUAUGUGAUUUGCCUGGGACUGGACUUGUCAACUGGGUUAAAAUUAUUGAUAUCACUAAACCUCAGGCAAUAUCCGUGAACGAUGAUAAAUAUAUAAUAUCCAAUGGAACUCGUGUCUUGACCAUUGAAAAUCCUAGAAGAAACACGGACGAAGCCAACUAUGUUUGCAUGACUAACUCAAAUAAUCAAACAAUUAAAGUUAGAGGUAAACCUGAAUUCUCAACAUUUAAAGCUUCUGACCAUACAAAGGAUAUGAACUCAUUCAAUGUGAUUGAAGACGAUGACUUACAUUUAGUUUGUGAAGUUAUGUUGAAACAAGCCUUCAAAGACGAUGAAAUUGAUUUUGUUUGGUAUCGAAAGUUCAGCGAUGGGAUGGAAGAAAGGAUAACUUCUCUGAAUAUUUCGUACGUGGAAGAGUCAGGAACAGGAGCUUAUGUUGCCAAAAAAUCGAUCCUCUCAAUGGAAGAUGUCAAGUUUUCCGAUAGAGCCCAAUAUAUCUGUGAGGCUGCAAACGGUGCCAUCAAAGCCAAUAACACUGUGACAGUGCGAGUCAAAGAUAAACUUGCUGCUCUCUGGCCAUUCCUCGGAAUUGUUGCUGAAGUAAUUGUUUUGUGUACGAUCAUUUGCGUAUAUGAAAAGAGGAGAGGAAAACCAGAAUUUGAAGAUUCUGAUAAAAAUAAAAGUCCUGCGCAUUCCAAGUGACUUUAACGAUAACUAUGGUAAUAAACGCUAGCAAGAUUAUUGGAAAAGAAGAAUGUCAGAGAAGUAAUCUUUACAAUCGCCAUUCUGCUGACGGGCUCACAGUAAUUAAUAGGUGUUAUGAGCUGACUCGAUUACUCUUUCGUCAUAAUAAUACUAGUCUCAAUUAACCUUUAACUUAAAUAUUGAAAGUUACUAUAAAAGCCAAAAAAUUUAUCUUUUAGUGAACUUACUUUUUUUGACAACAUCUCUUCCAAUUGCAUGAUUUUAAACAUUGGUUUGGUUCCAUUACAAAUUACAAAUUUCGCCUCAAUUUUCCAAUUAGACUCAAAUUCUUAACCUGUUGAUUAACUCAUCUCGACAA
This is a messenger RNA of Tetranychus urticae (two-spotted spider mite), 1405 nucleotides long. Its product is annotated as basigin. NCBI's taxonomy places the organism in Eukaryota, Metazoa, Arthropoda, Arachnida, Trombidiformes, Tetranychidae. The record is from RefSeq and is a predicted model, not a curated record.